This is a messenger RNA of Neltuma alba, 905 nucleotides long. RefSeq names its product dof zinc finger protein DOF1.6-like. NCBI's taxonomy places the organism in Eukaryota, Viridiplantae, Streptophyta, Magnoliopsida, Fabales, Fabaceae. Bases 14 to 475 code for a protein of 153 amino acids. Gene Ontology annotation, biological process: regulation of DNA-templated transcription. Gene Ontology annotation, molecular function: DNA-binding transcription factor activity; DNA binding. The transcript has a single exon. The record is from RefSeq and is a predicted model, not a curated record.
CCCGAGACGGGAGAUGGAUGCUGAUCAAGCAUUGAGUGGUGCUUCCAGGCCUCAACAGAGCUUGGGGUUCCCUCCCCCGCAGCGCAGCGAACCCUUGCCAUGUCCUCGUUGCGACUCCACAGCUACCAAGUUCUGCUACUACAACAACUACAACCUUUCCCAGCCGCGUUACUUGUGCAAGUCUUGCCGUCGCUACUGGACCCACGGCGGCACACUCCGCAACGUUCCCGUCGGCGGUGCCACUCGCAAGAUUUCUAAGAAGCCGCGCGCUCCCUCUUCUUCUUGCACUGUACCAUCCCCCACCACUGCCCGCGGAACAUCGACGGCCUGUCCUUCGUUUGGAUUAACUGGGUUUUCAUACGAGUUUGUUCGUGGACAGACUGGGGCUUUUCCCGAGUUCCCUGCUCCCCACUCUGACUAUAGCGCAUGGCAUGAACUUACUCUGCUCCGCCAUCCUCCCAAUAGCCUCAACUAGUACCCUAUCCCCUCAUCUUUCUCGCACCCACCCACAUAGACUCACCACCAAUACCCUUUUUUUUUUUUAAUAAAUAUUUAUGCUUGUUUGCUAGCUGUGCAAGUAUGUUUUGGUGCCUCCCUGCUUCGUCCAUCACAUGCCGCAGCAGCUGCACCUUGGAAAGUAUCUAUGUUGAAUAUGUUUACUUCAAUGAUAUUCUGUAUAUGUAUUUCGGCCUUCCCUUUUUUCUGUUUGGAAAAUGAAACUAGAUGAUUGAGUAGCCGCUACUGUGGUCCUCCACCGGAUGUGUGACCCCACAUCAAUGAUUUGACUGGUCGACAUGUUAAUCAGAUGGGCAUAGCUCGGGAUUGCAUGCUGCUUCUCGAGUGCGAUCUCUUAUUAACUACCUCAAUGAUGUCGUUUAUCGCGCUAACAGCCCAAUGAUGUAUUA